Molecule: messenger RNA, 333 nt
Organism: Cladophialophora immunda
Lineage: Eukaryota; Fungi; Ascomycota; Eurotiomycetes; Chaetothyriales; Herpotrichiellaceae
Exons: 1
Coding region: 1-333 (110 amino acids)
Source: RefSeq, a predicted model, not a curated record
AUGGCCUCGUCCAUCUCGGAAUACCUCGUCGUUAUCCCAGAUUUCGCCAAUGUCCCUCCGGAAGUCCGCGCCGAAGCUCGUCCCAUCCACUUACGCGAGAUUCAGCCAUUGGUCGAUGCUAAGGUCGUUGUUAUGGGUGGGGCUCUGCUGUCCCGAGUCCCUCAGCCUGGUGAGCCCCCAGCAGUCAAUGGGAGCGUGAUGAUGGUGCAGAUGGAGAGCGCGGAUGCGGUGCGACAGAGACUCGAGAGCGAUGUAUAUCACAAGAAAGCGAUCUGGGACUUGGAUAAGGCACAGAUCAUCUUGAUCAAGUGCGGCUUUCGGACACCUUUGUGA